This is a messenger RNA of Phascolarctos cinereus (koala), 2482 nucleotides long. RefSeq names its product carnitine palmitoyltransferase 1A (gene CPT1A). Gene Ontology annotation, molecular function: carnitine O-palmitoyltransferase activity. Gene Ontology annotation, biological process: carnitine metabolic process; fatty acid metabolic process. Gene Ontology annotation, cellular component: mitochondrion. The record is from RefSeq and is a predicted model, not a curated record. Lineage: Eukaryota; Metazoa; Chordata; Mammalia; Diprotodontia; Phascolarctidae.
UGUCUUCCUCCUAGCUUUGGUGUGAGAUGCCUGUUUUAACCGGUCGCCUUAGAGGUAAUGGGACGUGCGAUGACGCUCACCUUGUGACGUUUGCCUCUGGCGACUGUUUGUCUGCUCAUUGCUACAGAGUGCCAUGGGCCAAGGCUCGCCAGACCUAUUUUUCCCGUGGAAAAAACAAGCAGUCUCUGGAUGCCAUUGAGAAAGCAGCGUUCCUGGUGACAUUGGACGACACCGCGCAGGGCUAUAACAAGAAGGACCCCGUCACCUCCAUGGACACUUACGCCAAGUCUCUGCUCCAUGGCAAAUGUUAUGACAGGUGGUUUGACAAAACGUUCACAUUCAUCGUCUUCAAGAAUGGCAAAAUGGGCCUGAAUGCCGAGCAUGCUUGGGCAGAUGCACCAAUUGUCGCCCAUCUAUGGGAGUAUGUGAUGUCCACAGACUGCUUCCAGCUGGGCUACACAGAAGAUGGUCACUGCAGGGGAGACACCAAUCCCAACAUUCCGUGCCCCAUGAGGCUCCAGUGGGAAAUCCCAGAAGAAUGUCAAGAUGUCAUCGAGAAGUCGCUGAGCCUCGCCUGCACCCUGGCCAACGAUGUGGAUUUUCACUCGUUCCCGUUUGAUGCUUUUGGUAAAGGGCUAAUCAAGAGAAGCAGAACCAGUCCAGAUGCCUUCGUGCAGCUGGCUCUGCAGCUGGCCCAUUACAAGGACAAGGGCAAAUUUUGCUUAACGUAUGAAGCUUCCAUGACCCGCCUUUUCCGAGAAGGACGAACAGAGACUGUCCGUUCCUGUACUAUGGAGUCUUGCAACUUUGUGCUUACCAUGGUGGACCCCAUGCAGACGGUUGAAAAAAAGCUCAAAUUAUUCAAAAUUGCAGCUAAUAAACACCAACAUUUGUAUCGUCUUGCCAUGACUGGUGCUGGCAUUGACCGCCAUCUUUUUUGCCUUUAUGUGGUCUCCAAAUAUCUAGGUGUUGAUUCUCCUUUCCUGAAAGAAGUUUUAUCUGAUCCAUGGAGACUGUCAACUAGUCAGACACCUCAACAGCAGAUAGAACUCUUUGAUCUAGAAAGGAAUCCAGAAUAUGUGUCUAGUGGAGGUGGCUUUGGACCGGUUGCUGAUGACGGUUAUGGGGUGUCCUAUAUUAUAGUAGGGGAGAACCUCAUCAAUUUCCAUGUGUCCUCCAAGUUCUCUAGCCCCGAGACUGAUUCUCAUCGGUUUGGAGCUCACCUGAGGCAAGCCAUGGUCGACAUCAUCAACUUGUUUGGACUCCAUUCCAAUGCCAGAAAGUAAUUCCAGUUACACCCACCACGGGGGAAAUGGAACUCUUCUGACACCAAAUAAGACUGGACAUUGCAAGGGCCAGAAGACACUCUUUUCCAGAGAUGGUUUUUGUUUUGUUUUGUUUUGUUUUUGAGAGAGAGAGGGAGAGAAGACAGCGGGAGAGCAGAGUAUAUGAUAUGAAGAAGCAUAAUUUUGUUACUUCUAGGUAUGUCCUAAUGAUGUGAAUGCUUGAUUCCCCCCCUAAAGUCUUUGUCUUGUUUAAAUUUAAUAAAUGAAGGGAUUGAAGUAGUGUCGAUUUAAUGUAAGUAGAGAAAUUUUGAUGUAAUAUAUGUGUUGGGAGCAGAAAUAGCAUGUUUCCUCAAUUGUGACUGUAUAUCUGGUACUUAUGGGCAUUUAACUCCUGUUAUCAGAACAGAUAUAUAUGCAUUAUAUAUUUUUUAAAUUGUUUAAAUUGGAAGUGUAAUCAAUGGACAUAGCCAUGUCAUGGACUGACUAAGAAUGGGGCAGCUCUUUGGAACAAGCUUUUGCCACAAUGGAGAGCUCAGUUACUUACACUGCCUAAGAGAAUAUCCACCCCCUGUGUUUGCUUCAUCUCUAGUUUUAUUGGUAUGGGAAUAAACCUUGAGUGUAUUUAUAAGCCCAGUGCCUUAAAAAUGGAAGGCCCUAAACACAAGAAAAGUCUUACACAGAUUGUAUUAUAACUGUAAAGUCUGUUGCUGAAUUGUGGGAUUACAAAUUCUGUUCUCUUAUCUUUUUUUUUUUUCCACUUGGGUUCAGUCCUGGAAUGAACUUGUGAGCAGAGUAUGAACCACCCUUCACAGGCAGGCAUAUGUGUCUGGUUUUCUCCUGCCACAGAGUCCAGCUUUCAUGGGGGGGGGGGGUGUGCGCGCGCAUGCUUGUGAGAGAGAGAGAGAGAGAGGCCACUUCAAUCAGCUUUCCCCUCCUUCCAAAAUGGGGAGCGUGGCAUUGGCUAGAGAGGCAGAGUAGCCAUCUGUUGUCACCAGCCGGGUGCUACUACGUAGGAGCAAAUGUAACAUGAUGGCUGAUGUAAGAGAGAGGAUGAUGGGAAGGAAGGGAAGAAAAGCAGAGCGCAGGUAUUCCAAGUUUUUAAGAGUGGAGCCUCUUCUUCCCAGCAGGAUUGUUUUUGGAGAGAGAGAGAGAAAGAGAGAGAGAGAAAGAGAGAGAGAGAAAGAGAGAGAGAGAAA